This is a messenger RNA of Oncorhynchus gorbuscha (pink salmon), 2949 nucleotides long. RefSeq names its product taxilin alpha (gene txlna). The coding region runs from base 131 to 1921 and encodes 596 amino acids. NCBI's taxonomy places the organism in Eukaryota, Metazoa, Chordata, Actinopteri, Salmoniformes, Salmonidae. The transcript has 12 exons. The record is from RefSeq and is a predicted model, not a curated record. Gene Ontology annotation, molecular function: syntaxin binding.
UUCCACCUACCCCCAAUUGUUAGCUAUGCACUUCCGCUGUGCCUUGUGUAUUUCCUGUCAAGGUUGGUAGGAGGAAAAGCAGCAGGCAACACAGACGUGUAUUUAUAGAGUUGGAAGAAGCCAUUUCAUCAUGAAGAAACAGGACACGGAAGAGUCGGCCACGCAGGGCAGUGACGCGGCUCCACCACCUGGCACUGGAGAGAUGGAGGGAAGCACAGCGGCAAAGGACGUUACAGAGACCAGUAUCCCAAAAGACCUUAUAGAUACUGUCAGCCCCAACGAGCCAGACAGACCUUCACAGAUUGAUGGGGCUGAAAGUUCAGUGGGUGAGGUGUCUGCCGUUCCCAACACAGCAGAGUCUGCAGCUCUCCCCGCGGUCCCACCUCUAGAAGAGCCUGCUUUCGUCCCAGUCUCUACUGUAGCAGACCACGUCCCAGUCUCUACUAUAGCAGGCCCCGUACCCGUCCCAGUCUCUACUAUAGCAGACCCCGUACCCGUCUCUACUGCAGCGGAGGGGGUGUCGUCUCAGUGUGACAUGGCUGAGGAGCUGAGCCGCCAGCUGGAGGACAUCCUCAACACCUACUGUCUGGAGGACAAUGGGGAAGACGGGGUUAACCUGCCCAACGGCCAAUCACACGGCCCUGUGCUCAAUGGCCUGGCCAAUGAGAAGGAGCUGGACGUGAAGCCAGACGGUGUCAAAGUGAAUGCCUGCGGAGCGGAGAAGGAGAAAGCGAAGACUCAGGACAAGAAGAAGGUGAAGGGUCUGGGUAAAGAGAUCACCCUGCUGAUGCAGACCCUGAAUACUCUGAGUACACCAGAGGAGAAACUGGCAGGCCUCUGUAAGAAGUAUGCUGAUCUGCUGGAGGAGCAGCGGAACAGUCAGAAGCAAAUGCGGGUCCUACAGAAGAAACAGUCUCAGCUGGUGCAGGAGACAGACCACCUAAAGAAGGAACACAGCAAGGCUAUCCUGGCACGCAGCAAACUGGAGUCACUCUGUAGGGAGCUGCAGAGACACAACCGCACACUCAAGGAGGACGGGACACAGCGUGCACGCGUGGAGGAGGAGAAGAGGAAGGUGGUGACAUCACACUUCCAGGUGACUCUGAAUGACAUCCAGGCCCAGAUGGAGCAGCAUAAUGAGAGGAAUGCCAGUCUGAGGCUGGAGAACUCUGAGCUGGCAGAGAAGCUCAAGAAACUCAUCCAACAGUACGAACUACGAGAGGAGCACAUUGACAAAGUGUUCAAGCAUAAGGACCUGCAGCAGCAGUUGGUGGAUGCGAAGCUACAACAGGCUCAGGAACUGCUCCUGGAGUCUGAGGACCGACAUCACAGAGAGAAGGACUUUCUGUUGAAGGAAGCGGUCGAGUCUCAGAGGAUGUGUGAGCUGAUGAAGCAGCAGGAAGUCCAUCUCAAACAACAGCUGUCCUUAUACACAGAGAAGUUUGAGGAGUUCCAGACGACUCUGUCCAAGAGCAACGAGGUGUUCACCACAUUCAAACAGGAGAUGGAGAAGAUGACGAAGAAGAUCAAGAAGCUUGAGAAGGAGACGACCAUGUACCGUUCCAGGUGGGAGAGCAGCAACAAGGCCCUGCUGAACAUGGCUGAGGAGAAAACUCUGCAGGACCGUGAGUUUGACAGCCUCCAGGGGAAGGUAGGGAAGUUGGAAAAGCUUUGCCGGGCGCUGCAGAACGAACGCAACGAACUCAGCAAGAAGGUUCAGGGCCUGAGCACCGGCCCCGGGGACAACAGCCCAGGGACUGAAUCCCCUUCCCUACCCCCCACAGACUCCCAGGAGCCUAGCCCAGACCCCGACACCACCACCCCUAGCUCCCCAAUACCCUGCUCCCACGGCUGCCACUGCGGCCCAGAGUUGGACACUGAGAACCAGGCCUGUGCAGCCACCCUCACUGUCCAGGAAUGAGACCUCUUGCCUGGGCAACACCGCUCAGUCUCCCCUUCACCAACCGAUUACCAACUACCAGCCUGCAAGCCAAGCCACUAUUUGUGGGAGUUAAGAGUGUGGGUCUGUAUGAUUUCCCCCAGAGUUAGAUAAAGUUGUCCCCUAACCACAGAUCUAGGAUCAGAUUCCCUUACGUCCAACUUAAAACCAAUAGGGCGGUGCAAGAACAUCUGACCCUGGAUCUGUAGUCAGUUAGCAGCUUCUACCUACUCUGUUGGCUCCUGGAGUGUUGAAGGUGAUGAUGAUGGUGGUGGUGUCAGUCAGGGACGAUUAUUAGAGGUUCUUCAUCCUGCGUGUUUUGUUUUUUUGGUAUUUUUAAAACAUUUUCCUUUGAGACUAGUACACAAAUGUUCAUGGAAAUCACAGCUUUUAUGCGGGGCAAAGCAAGCUUAAAAAAGAGGCUUCAUCCCAAAUGGCACCCUAUUCCCUAUAUAGUGCACUACUUUAGACCAGAGCCCUAUGGAACCCUAUUCCCUAUAUAGUGCACUACUUUAGACCAGAGCCCUAUGGAAGCCUAUUCCCUAUAUAGUGCACUACUUUAGACCAGAGCCCUAUGGAAGCCUGUUCCCUAUAUAGUGCACUACUUUAGACCAGAGCCCUAUGGAACCCUAUUCCCUAUAUAGUGCACUAUUUUUCACCAGAGCUCUGUUGGAAUAGGGUGGUAUUUGGGACACUGGCUGCUUAGGAAGGUAAAUCUACAGUAAAGAUGUUGGGACAGGAGGGUAUUUUGUGUGCGUGUGUGCUUGUCUCCAUCAGUCCCUCUUUUUCGUGUGUGUGCGCGCGUCCGUGUGUCUGUCAGUCAUAGAGGUUAAGAUGUAGUGUAUCUGCAAAUGUACGGCCACAGUUAAACUUGAAUUCUUGGAUUUUUAUUUUUUAUUAUUAUUAUUUUUUAAAGUUGAACACACUGAAAGCAUGGCUAACUCAUCAGCACAUGUCGGAAUCACCUGACCUUUCGUUCGGUACAGAGAGCAGAGUGUAUAUACUUUCAU